This is a messenger RNA of Ricinus communis (castor bean), 1380 nucleotides long. Its product is annotated as ethylene-responsive transcription factor ESR2. Gene Ontology annotation, molecular function: DNA-binding transcription factor activity; DNA binding. Bases 124 to 999 code for a protein of 291 amino acids. Gene Ontology annotation, biological process: regulation of DNA-templated transcription. The transcript has a single exon. The record is from RefSeq and is a predicted model, not a curated record. NCBI's taxonomy places the organism in Eukaryota, Viridiplantae, Streptophyta, Magnoliopsida, Malpighiales, Euphorbiaceae.
CCCUAAUUUCCCCAUGUGGUUUUCCGCAUGCAAACGUAAAAACUAUUCUUUCCAAUCCUAAUACAAUCGAUCCCAAAAAAGAAGUCCUAGUCAUAAAUUCAGUUUUACGUAAUUAAUCUACUAAUGGCAGGACUUGAAGCACUCAAGAACCCUACUGCAGCCACCACCGCUAAAACAACCAACAUGGCCCAGCCAAACAAAGUUGCAGUGCGUAGGUUUGUUGGAGUCAGGCAAAGGCCAUCAGGAAGAUGGGUAGCUGAAAUAAAAGACUCAUCUCAACGAGUAAGGCUGUGGCUAGGAACAUAUGAUACUCCUGAAGAAGCAGCUAAAGCCUACGAUGAAGCAGCUCGUGCCCUACGCGGAGAAAAUGCUCGAACCAACUUUGCCUCUGUUAAUCCUAACUCAUACCACUCCGGCUCAUCACCUUCUAAUGGUGGGUUCGUGUCAGAAUCAGAUGGGCGGCACAGUCUUAGCUUCUCUUCAUUGAAGGCUAAAUUGAGCAAGAAUCUCCAAAGUAUCAUGGCUAGAACGACAGAGAGUAGGUCUACAAAUAAUAGAGUGAGUGACCACUUCACUUUUGCUAAUAUAUUCCAUUUUAGGAGCCAACAAUACCAAAAGCCAGUUGACAUGAAGAAAAUUGAGAAAGUGGUGCAACCAAGUAUUAUUGUGCCACAUGCAGCAGAUAAUCAUGAGCUUGAACAAUCUUCUUUGGAAACCUCGAGUGUUUCUGAUUGUAGUAAUGAAUGGAUUGGAUUCAGACAACAUGGGGUCGAUUCAGAUGGAUCGGAUAAUGGAGAAGUUAGUAUUGGUGAUCAAGGACUUGUGGAUCAAAUGAUGUGUUGGAUUGAAAGCCCGGAGAUUGGAGUCGAAACUUCAAGGAGUAAGAGGUUUAAAGUUGCAUCUUCUGUUGUGAUUCCUCCAACAUUUAGUGGCUCUGCAUCUCCAUCUUUCUGUGGCUCUCCUUUUCACGGUCACAAUUCAUCAAGAUUUGAAGGGUGAUUAUAUAUGUCUUGUGUGCUACGCCAAAGCCUCUUUAAAGAAGGGUAUAAGAAGCGAUUAUAAGAGCAGCUGUUUAUGUGUUUGAUGAUGAUGAAGAAGUUUCUAAUUACUUAGCAUGUACAGAAGAUAGUAAUGCAUGGAUGUUUGAAAUAUGUCAUAAUAAGUGUAGUUUUGCUGUGUAGGGCUAAGCCAUGAGAGGCCUGUUUCCGCUGGCAAUACCAAAAAGCUCGUGCCGGUUGCCCCUGUAACAUUUUGCUUUCUAAAGGCAUAUGAUAGUCAACUUGGCCUAUGCCUUGGAAGCUAAUGUAAGUUGCAGCAGUACUAUAUGGUAUACUUAUAAAACGCGAUAAAUGAGGAAUUAUUACAUAGAUAUGUCAUAUA